ACGUUUUUUAGUAUCCCUAUACUUACCCAAUUGUACAUAAAUAAUUAUAAGCGUAAAUCAUCUCGAGAGAGAACUCGAACGAGAAUGAAAAGAAUAAACGAUCAUUGAAGAUCAGUCUAAGUCUAGCCAUCAGUCAAGGUGGAGGCACACGAACUUAAACUAUUUUCUUAUUCUAUUUCGGAAACCCCUUAUUCAACCCCUAUAUUUAAAGUAUUAUUACCAGUCCAAAAUCAUAGUUUACUAAAAGUAAUUAAAGUGCGUAUUCAAAAGUGGCGACGAGGAAAACGGGAGCUCAAACAAAAUCUGUUGGAUUUAAAGAGUGAGCAAGCUUCUUAUUUUCUUCUUUGCUCCGAGCUACCAGUUUCUCGGCACCACUGGAAUCGAAUCGGUUUAAGUUUAAUCUCCAUCUCAUAAAACGCUUACGUUUGAAAAGUGAGAGUCACCCGCAGGAGAGAAAUUGGUGAGUGUUCUCAUCCUCAUCACCGAGCAAUAAAAAAGCUCCGAGAAAAUAACCGGUGAGAGAGCACGAAAACUGACAGCCGGUGUUGGUGAGAAGUGAACCAGAAAAUCAUUUCUGAUUGACUGCGGUGAGAAGCGGUUCGGUGGAAAGUACACUUGUGCAGAUUCGGUACGAUUGUGGAUUGCGACAAUUAAGACGAUAAUUGGUUUGCUUGAUGACAAGUACUGGUGUGGUACAGUUUUAUUUUGCAUCGGAGGAUUGCUGUUUGUUGCUGCUGUGCAUUUAGUUGUGGAUGAAGUGGUCCGGUACGGACUGUUGUUGAAUUGCGGUGCUCCGAAUUUGGUUGUUGCUGGAAAGGUCUGGGACAGACUGCUGCUGCUGUUUGCUGUUGUUGUUGCCUGCUGUUGUUGCUACUAUCGGUUCACGUUGCUGCUGUUGUGGUCUGGUACGGGCUGCAGGGCAGGAGACAGGUUUGUGCUGAAAAAGAAAAAAAAACCGUGAGUACUUAUCUUGAAUUGAUUGCAUUGUAUACUGACUAUUUUAGAAAACCUUACUCGAUAUAUUUGAUGAUGGCUGGAAUCAUUGGUUCAAUUGACCACUACAGGGUUGGCAGACCGUUUGCCAAUUAUGUAGAGCGAUUCGAAAUACUUUGCCAAUUGAAUCUUGUUAAGCCAGAAGUUAAAAAGUCGUGGUUUAUCUCGUUGAGCGGGGACGAUGUGUUCGACGAGAUAAAGCUACUUUUCCCUAAAAAAGACGUGAAUGAUUUGACGUACGACGAAAUAAUUAAAAAACUAAAAUCGCGUUUUGACAAAUCUGAGCCGGCGUUAAUGAAUCGUUACAGAUUCAGCAAACGGGACCAAGGUCACACGGAAUCUGCUGAGAACUUUAUUCUAGCGAUUAAAAUGCUUGCUGAAAAUUGUAACUUUCGCGAAUUCAAGGAUGAGGCUAUUCGCGAUCGGUUAAUUUUUGGUUUGCGGGAUAAAGAGCUUCAGCAUAAGUUGUUGAUGGAAGAUGAUGUGACCUUAGAGGCUGCGGAAAAGAUGGUAGUUAGCAACGAGUUAGCCGUAGAAAGGGCCAAGGUGAUUGGGGAAAGUUCAGGAGGCAAUGUAUUUUCGAUAAAGCAUCGUUUGGGAAGAAAGGAUGAGCGUUAUCCAUACCGUAGAGAUGUUGCGGGGAGAUAUCGGUCAGGUUCUAGAAGCAGAAGUCGGGAUCGGGGAGAUAAUUACCGCUUUGUUCCGGGUAGUCGACCUCGAGAAGAUAGUAAGGAUAAAUAUGGUUACAAUUCGAGACGUGAUAAGAGCGAAUGGAAUGGGCACAACAAUGCGAUUUGUAACAAUUGCAGGGAAAGGGGACAUAUACGAAAAAACUGUCCUUUACUUAAUAAUGGAGCUAGAUACCACACUAAAGCAGUCAAAUUUGUGGAGCAGGAGGUUCAGCAACAAUCUGUUGUUCCAUUUGACAAAUUCAAUAGACUGAAUUUGCAUGCAUCAAGUGACGAUUCAGACAUCAAUUGUAUGAAAAUUGAAAGCAAUUUUAAUGAACCAUGCAUGAUACAAGUUUCGAUUGAGGGCAAAAAUCUAUCAAUGGAAGUUGACACAGGAUCGGCAGCUUCGGUCAUAAGCGUUCCUUUGUAUAGAAGGUUUUUUAAUAAUUCCACAAUUAACCAUUGCUCAAAGAAACUGGUUGUCGUAAAUGGGGCAAAGUUGACUAUUUUCGGACAGAUUUGGGUAGAAGUUCAAAUUAACAACAUCAAAGCAAAACUUAAUUUGAUCAUUUUACAAAGUGAUGUUGAUUUCACACCGUUGUUUGGCAGAGACUGGAUUGAUUACUUUUUUCCAAAUUGGAAAUCCAGUUUUGUAGGAUCAGCAUGCAUCAAUAAUUUAAACUCUGAAGAUCAACACAAUGCAACAGUAUGUAUGUUAAAACAACAAUUUUUAAAAGUAUUUACAGAAGAUUUUUCUACACCGAUUGUAGGACACGAAGCAGAUUUAACUUUCAAAUCAUAUCAACCAAUAUUUCGUCGUGCAUACGAAGUUCCUUACAAAAUUAGAGAUAAAUUUAAUUCACAUUUGGAUAUGUUGGAAGAGCAAGGGGUGAUUACUCCCGUAGGCGCCAGCGAGUGGGCGUCACCAGUGAUUGCGGUUAUAAAAAAAGAUGGUAACAUAAGAAUGGUAAUUGACUGCAAAGUUUCUUUGAAUAAAAUUUUGAUUCCAAACACUUAUCCUCUUCCAUUGGCGCAGGAUAUCUUUGCGUCUUUGGCUGGUUGUCAAGUUUUUUGCUGUUUGGACUUAGCUGGUGCUUACACUCAGCUGCAAUUAUCAAAACGUUCAAGGAAAUACGUAGUCAUAAACACACUUAAAGGUUUAUAUACUUACAAUCGACUUCCACAGGGAGCUUCUUCUUCUGCCUCUUUAUUCCAAUGUUGUAUGGACCAAAUUCUUAAGGGAUUAAAUAAUGUUUGUUGUUAUUUAGACGACUUGCUGAUAGCAGGGAAAAACUUUCAAGAUUGUAAAGACAAAUUGAUUCAAGUCCUUGGACGACUUGACAAGGCUAAUAUUCGUGUUAAUUUUAAGAAAUGUAAAUUUUUCGUUAAAUCUUUACAAUACCUUGGACAUUUAGUUACCGAUAAAGGUUUAUUACCUUCUCCUGAAAAACUAUCGACAAUAUCAGAAGCUAAAGUUCCAGAAAACACUACAGAGUUAAAAGCAUACCUUGGACUCAUAAAUUACUACAAUAAAUUCAUACCUCACAUGUCUGCUAAUUUAAAAUAUUUGUACGAGCUACUCAGAAAAGAUGUAAGUUUCAAAUGGACUCAACAAUGUGAAAAUGCUUUUCAAGAUAGCAAGAAAAGUUUAUUAAAUGCUAAGUUGUUGACUUUCUACGAUCCUAGUAAACCACUUGUCGUGGUAACUGAUGCUUCGUGUUACGGCUUGGGGGGAGUUUUGGCACAGAUAGAAGAUGGUCUGGAAAAGCCAAUAUGUUUCACGUCAUUCUCUCUCAACUCUGCACAAAAGAAGUAUCCAAUACUGCACCUAGAAGCUUUGGCUCUGGUGUGCACUAUUAAAAAAUUUCACAAAUUUCUUUUUGGACAACCUUUUAAGGUAUUCACUGACCAUAAGCCCCUUUUGGGAAUAUUUGGAAAAGAGGGUAGAAAUGCAAUAUAUGUUACAAGACUCCAAAGAUAUAUCAUGGAGCUCUCAAUUUAUAAUUUUGAGAUUGAAUAUCGACCUGCUUCGAAAUUGGCAAACGCGGAUUUUUGUAGCCGAUUUCCAUUGCAACAAUCAGUCCCCAGCAGCCUUGACGGAGAAAAUGUCAAUAGCAUAAAUUUUUCGACAGAAUUUCCUUUAGAUUUCGCUUUGGUUUCAAAAGAAACAAAAAAUGAUAAGUUUAUGUUGGAAAUUUUUAAAUAUAUUGUAGAAGGUUGGCCAAGAAAAGUGAACAACAAAUUUAAAGAUUAUUAUUCUCAAAAGGAGAAAUUACAAAUAGUUGACGAAGUGUUACUGUUGGAUGAGAGAGUAGUAAUUCCCUCACUGUUGAGGCCAAAAGUUCUGCAUAUGCUGCACAAGAACCACGGAGGCAUGAUAAAAAUGAAGCAACUGGCUAGGCGGACAGUUUAUUGGCCAGGGAUAAAUCCAGAUAUUGAGGAUUUCGUUAAAAGUUGUAAUAUUUGCACUAGGAUGGAAAAUGUUAAAAACCCAAAAGAAAAAUCAUCAUGGAUUCCUACUGUACGUCCUUUCAGUAGGAUACAUGCGGAUUUUUUCCAUUAUAAUGGCAAUGUAUUUUUACUGAUAAUAGACAGUCAUACGAAAUGGCUUGAGGUAGAGCAUAUGCGUUAUGGGACUACUGCCAAAACUGUCAUAAAAAAAUUUAUAACCAUGUUUGCUCGUUUUGGACUUCCGGAUGUGGUGGUUACUGAUGGUGGUCCUCCUUUCAAUUCCUAUGAAUUUACGGAUUUUCUUAAAAGGCAAGGAAUUCAUGUAUUAAAAAGCCCGCCAUAUCAUCCUAGUAGCAAUGGUCAAGCUGAACGUCUUGUCAGAGUAGUGAAGGAUGUUUUAAAGAAAUUUCUGCUUGAUGAUGAAACAAAAUCUUUGGACAUUGACGAUAGAUUGAGUUUGUUCCUAAUUAACUAUAGGAAUACUUGCAACGGAACAGAAGCAAAUUUUCCAUCUGAGCGAGUAUUUUCGUAUAGACCUAAAAUGCUGAUGGAUUUAAUUAAUCCAACAAAAACAUAUAAGCAACAUUUAGAAAAAUCUUUUGUUGAACAAAAGGUUUUAAAUAAUGAAAAAGUCAUCCCUCCAGACCAAUUUGACAACUUGAGGCAAGGGGAUAAGCUGUAUUACAAGAACAAUCAUCUACAUGAUGUGCCUAGAUGGUUGGACGCAAUUUUCAUCAAGAAACUAACAAGGAAUAUUUUCCAGAUUGCGUUGGGGAGGCACGUAACUACAGCACACAGGCAUCAGCUGAAAAUGGCCUACAAACCGAGGAGAAUGAGUCGGCUGUUCCUACCAAGUUCUGACAAUCAGAAUGACAACAAAAAGCGAAGGCGAGAUUCUUGCGACGAGGAACCAGCAUUCCGAGGCUUUCCGGAUGGACGAUUUGUGCAUGACGCGGGGGCCCCGACCACAGAUCGACGGUUUGUUCACGAAAGGAGCCCGAUCGUGACGAGGUCCAGGAAAACAAGACUCAUUGAUUAAACCUGCAAUCGAAAAGUUGUACUCGAAAGUAUUUCGAGUGUUCGAAAUUAUAUUCAAAUAUUCAGCAUGUCAUGCUUUCAAAUUUUGUAUUAUCAUGAUUAAAAUUCCUGUAAGAAUUUUCUAAAAAAGGGAGAACUUUAGUAUCCCUAUACUUACCCAAUUGUACAUAAAUAAUUAUAAGCGUAAAUCAUCUCGAGAGAGAACUCGAACGAGAAUGAAAAGAAUAAACGAUCAUUGAAGAUCAGUCUAAGUCUAGCCAUCAGUCAAGGUGGAGGCACACGAACUUAAACUAUUUUCUUAUUCUAUUUCGGAAACCCCUUAUUCAACCCCUAUAUUUAAAGUAUUAUUACCAGUCCAAAAUCAUAGUUUACUAAAAGUAAUUAAA
Messenger RNA from Uranotaenia lowii, 5539 nucleotides. RefSeq lists its product as uncharacterized. NCBI's taxonomy places the organism in Eukaryota, Metazoa, Arthropoda, Insecta, Diptera, Culicidae. The transcript is spliced from 2 exons. The record is from RefSeq and is a predicted model, not a curated record. Gene Ontology annotation, biological process: DNA integration. Bases 1027 to 5154 code for a protein of 1375 amino acids. Gene Ontology annotation, molecular function: zinc ion binding; nucleic acid binding.